AUGCUCAAGCGACUUGCGCGCACGAGGCAAUCAUCCUGGAUCUGCCAACGAUGUCUGCAGCAAUCCCAGCGUCCACGACGCUUCAACAGCACUUUUGCUGCCACUGCCACAGCACGCGACACUGUGCUACCGAAUAAUGCCCUGUACGGCCUGUCAACCAGCGGGAAGACAGAUGACGACGCCCUCCGCAAAGUUUUUGACAAUGCCUCCUUUUGGGACGACUUCAAGCGCGCAUCGCAAAAGGGACGGCCCGCGGGGAUUAUAGGGAACAAACACCUUACUCAUCCGGAGGGCUUCGUCGAUUUCGUCACAGUAACGAUAAAGCGAUGCAAUGCCGUGGUGCAAAAGGUGUCGGCAGCGCAGUCGAUAGACGACUUCAAAAACAUGGUCAAGGACCUGGACAAGCUUAGCGAUUUACUUUGUCGCGUAAUAGACCUGGCCGAUUUCGUAAGAGGCACGCAUCCAGAUCGCAAGUUCCAGAUCAUGGCAGUCAAGGCCUACCAUACCGUAUUCCAGUACAUGAAUGAGUUGAACACUACUCCUGUGCUACACGACCAACUCAAAAAGGCAUCAGAGACACCGGAAGUAUACGAGGCCUGGAGCGAGGAGGAGCGCAUCGUUGCGAGAAUAUUGAUAGAAGACUUUUCACGAUUUGGCAUAGGUCUAGACGACAAGACGCGACAACGGCUGGUCGACUUGAGCGGCGAGAUUGCAGAAGUUGGCAACCAGUUUGUUGAAGGCAUGGCGCCAGAAAUACUGGAGCUCAAGUUCAAAUCCACAAAGUUGAAAGGCUUGGAUCCCAAAUUAGCAAAGGCGCUGACGAGAUGGGGGGAGACUACCAUCUCGACCAUGCAUCACGAGUCGCAGGCCGUGCUGCGGUUUGUGGAAAACCCAGAAGUACGGAGAGAGACAUAUCAAGCUGUCCGAACAGCUAGUAAACCAAGCAUCGCGCGACUGGAGAAGAUGCUGAAGCUACGCGCAGAGCUAGCCCAAACAUCAGGUUACGAGACAUUCGCACACAUGACGCUCGAGAACAAAAUGGCUAGAACUCCAGAAGCCGUCAACACGUUUCUGAAAGCGCUAUACGAAGAUAGUCGACCCGCUGUUCUUGCCGAUUUAAACGAGUUGAUGGAACUGAAAAAAGGGGAUGCUCAUCAAUCAAACUUCCCGGACCGCAUCAACGCCUGGGAUAAAUUUUAUUAUACACAGAAGAUGCUUGCAACCAUGGAGGGUCAUUACAAGCAACGCACACCGGAUUCGCUAUCUGCCUACUUCUCCGUCGGCACUGUCCUGCAAGGCAUAUCGCGAUUAUUCGAUCGUCUCUACGGUGUCCGAUUCGUACCAAAAGAAACACAGCCUGUACUCAUGGAGCACUUUGCAUUCUGUCCACAUGUUCUAGGCUUGUAUGCACGCCACUGGGAAACCGAUGCGCCAGUUCCGACUGCUGCUCUUGAAUCACGACUCGCAAUCGACAACAGGAACCAGUACGCUGAGCUUGAGAGCCAGAUCCUUCUCUGCAUGUUAGACCAGGUCUACCACUCCCCCAUUGCCGCGGACCCAAACUUCAACUCGACAAAGGUCUAUCAUGAUGUAUACAGCAAGUACGCAUCUGUCCCUGAGCCCGCAGGUACAGCAUGGCAAGGUUUCUUCGGUCACUUGUUUGGAUAUGGUGCUACCUACUAUUCCUACCUUUUUGAUCGUGCGCUGGCAGCCAAGAUCUGGAAAGACGUCUUCCAGCACAACGGUCAACAGGGCAGUCUGGAUAGAGAAAACGGCGAGCUGUACAAGAACGAGGUGCUCAAAUGGGGUGGAGGAAGGGAUGGCUGGCAAUGUCUGGCUGGCGUUCUGAAAGACGAGAAGCUUGCACAAGGUGGAGAAGAGGCAAUGCAAGAAGUCGGUAAAUGGGGUAUCAAAGAGGUAGGUAGGUAG
Molecule: messenger RNA, 1929 nt
Organism: Pyrenophora tritici-repentis Pt-1C-BFP
Lineage: Eukaryota; Fungi; Ascomycota; Dothideomycetes; Pleosporales; Pleosporaceae
Source: RefSeq, a predicted model, not a curated record